GCUCGGCGUCAGCUGGUGCUCUCCUUCCUUUCCCCUCGGCAGUUCCUGGCGCAGCUGAUGAUCUUUCUCAUUAGCGUGGUCAGUUCCAUCUUCUGCGGGCAUCUGGGCAAAGUGGAGCUGGAUGCCGUUACGCUCGCCGUGUCGGUCGUGAACGUUACCGGGAUUUCCGUGGGAACUGGCUUGGCCUCCGCUUGCGACACACUGAUGUCUCAGUCCUUUGGAGGCAAGAACCUAAAACGCGUGGGCAUCAUCCUUCAAAGAGGAAUCCUCAUCUUGAUGCUGUGUUGCUUUCCUUGCUGGGCUGUCUUCAUCAAUACGGAACGGAUCCUCCUGCUCUUAAAACAAGACCCCGAAGUCUCCAGGAUAGCCCAGAUUUAUGUGAUGAUUUUUAUUCCUGCUCUUCCUGCAACAUUCCUGUUCCAGCUGCAGACGAGAUAUUUACAAAGUCAGGGCUCAAUCCCACCCCAAAGCUUGUCAGGGGCAGCCUGUUUCUUUGUACUUGGACGGAAUACACUCACAGGCAAUGAUCAUGUUCUCUCCUUCAGAGGUUCUGCCUGGGCAAACACCACUUCCCAGUUCCUCCUGUCUGCUCUUCUUUUCCUGUAUGUGUGGUGGAAAAAAAUCCACGUCAACACCUGGGGAGGUUGGACUUGGGACUGUUUCCAGGAAUGGGGCUCCUACAUCCAGCUGGCCAUUCCCAGUAUGUUCAUGGUGUGCAUCGAGUGGUGGACCUUUGAGGUCGGGACCUUCCUCGCAGGCCUGAUCAGUGUGACAGAGCUUGGGGCCCAGGCCAUCAUUUACGAACUGGCCUCUGCAGCCUACAUGGUGCCCCUAGGCUUUGGUGUGGCAGCCAGUGUCCGCGUGGGCAAUGCCCUGGGGGCAGGGAAUGCUGAGCAGGCCCGGCACUCCAGCAUCACCGUUCUCCUGUGUGCGGGUGUUUGCGCACUCAUAGUGGGCGUUUUACUCGCAGCUUUGAAGGAUGUGGUUGCCUACAUAUAUACCAGUGACAGAGAGAUUAUUUACCUUGUGAGCCAAGUGAUGCCUAUUUUUGCUCCCUUUCAUCUGUUUGAUGCGCUUGCCGGCACCUGCGGGGGAGUCUUACGAGGAACGGGAAAACAAAAGAUUGGUGCGAUCUUGAAUGCCGUUGGUUAUUAUGUUUUUGGUUUUCCCAUUGGAGUAUCUCUGAUGUUUGCUGCUAAACUUGGGAUAAUAGGUCUCUGGUCUGGCUUGAUCAUCUGUGUUUUCUUUCAAGCCCUUUUCUAUUUGGGGCUCAUCUGGAGAACAAACUGGAAGAGAGCUGCCGAGCAGGUAACAGCACGUCCUUCUAGAAGCGUGGCCCUUUGGUGGUCCCGUGGCUCUGUAAGGAAUCUUUGA
Ailuropoda melanoleuca (giant panda) is the source of this 1374-nucleotide messenger RNA. Its product is annotated as multidrug and toxin extrusion protein 2. Gene Ontology annotation, biological process: xenobiotic detoxification by transmembrane export across the plasma membrane. Lineage: Eukaryota; Metazoa; Chordata; Mammalia; Carnivora; Ursidae. The transcript has 14 exons. Gene Ontology annotation, molecular function: antiporter activity; xenobiotic transmembrane transporter activity. The annotation marks the transcript as partial. The record is from RefSeq and is a predicted model, not a curated record. Gene Ontology annotation, cellular component: membrane.